Pimephales promelas (fathead minnow) is the source of this 2102-nucleotide messenger RNA. RefSeq lists its product as uncharacterized. The record is from RefSeq and is a predicted model, not a curated record. Lineage: Eukaryota; Metazoa; Chordata; Actinopteri; Cypriniformes; Leuciscidae. Gene Ontology annotation, molecular function: GTP binding; ATP hydrolysis activity.
AAAAAAUCACUCUUGAGACUGGUUCAUGACUCAUGAAGAGGUUUGUGAAACUCCACAACAACAUGGUCUCGAAUUGUAGCAAGUUAAGAUGAGGGAGAGUAAAUGAAGAAAGAAUUUUCCUUUUUGGUGGAUGGUCCCUUUAACCCCGGUCACAAUGGCAUUACCCAGAAAACCCUGUAAGCGCGUCACGAGCUUCAAUCAAGGUCCCAAUUCGCCAAGGCCGUGUCUUCCACCACGCAGACUAACUCUGAUUCAUGGAGGUCCUCCAAAGCGAUUCCUUCUACACACAGAGAGAAAAGUGCUUGAUGAUCAUGGAAAAGUCAGAAAAUGGACUUAUGGGGUGAAAGACAACACAAAACCAAACAAAAUUGUUCUGCUGGUGGGAGAGACCGGCGUUGGGAAGACGACUCUCAUCAACACCAUGGUCAACUACUUACUGGGAGUGAAGUUUGAGGAAAAACUGUGGUAUGAAAUCACAGAAGAAGAAGCCAGAGACCAAUCACAAUCACAAACCUCUGAAAUCACCAUGUAUGAGGUCUGUCCAAUAAAUAGUCCCAUAUCUCUCACCAUCAUUGAUACUCCAGGAUACGGAGACACUCGAGGACUGGAAAAAGAUCUGGAAGUUGCUGAGAAUUUAUCUAUGCUCUUUCAGAGCAAUGACGGAGUUCAUGUAGUCGACGCUGUGUGUUUUGUGACUCAAGCGUCUAAGAAUCGCCUUUCGGACAGACAGCAUUACAUCAUCAGUUCAAUUCUGUCUUUGUUUGGAAAAGACAUUGUGAACAACAUUGUGUUUCUAAUCACACACUCUGAUGGUCUGCCACCCCAAAACGUCCUCGGCGCCAUUAAUAAAGCUAGAAUCCCCUGCAGACGAGACCACAAGAACCAGCCUGUUCAUUUCUUAUUCAACAACCGGCAGGCGGACGCCCGUCACACUGGAGAGCGUCACGUUCGUGCACAGAGAGACGCCUGGGAGGACAGCAUGGACGGCAUGAAGCAUUUAAUGCAGUCAUUGGAUAAAAAGAACAGAAGAAGUUUGGAGUUGACUUCAAAUGUCCUGAUUGAGCGCAUUCGAUUAGAAGCGUCCAUCUGCAACUUAAAGCUGCGAGUUCACGAGAAAGAGUCAAAGAAGUCUGAAAAACUUCAGAUCCAGCAGGCAAUGAGACAAAACAAGGAAAAGAUUGAUGAGUGUAAAAACUUUACCAUUAACGUCAAAAAGACUGUCAAAGAGAAGGUUACCAUUGAAAGCGCUUCAUGGAAGAGCAGGAAGGCGACGACCUGCACCGUCUGUGAGGAAAACUGCCAUGAGUUUGACUGCUGGUGGGUUUCUAAUCCCAGCAAAUGUGAAGUCAUGCAAAAAGGCUACUGUACCGUGUGCACAGGGAAGUGUCACCACAGCAAACACGUCAAAGAAAACAAGAAAUACAUCAUCAAAUCCUCAAGCAUGCAGUUGGAAUUUGACUCCAUAAAAAAGGAAUAUGAACAAGCUCAAAGACUGUCCAAGAGAUUUUCAGUUGUGAUGGAUUAUCUCAGUCAAGAUCUGAAGGAGCUUGAGGACCAAAAGUCAAUUCUUUUGUUCGAUGCUUACAAGAACAUCAAGCAUCUGUCUCAGAUCGCAUUAAAGCCAGACUCGGCCUUCACUCUUCAGCAUCUGGACUUCUUCAUCCCCAGAGUGAGGGAGGCUGGGAAAGAAGACUGGGUCCGAGAGCUGGAGGAAAUGAAGAGAACCGCUGAAGCUGAAGAAGCCAAUAAAGACGCUCUGAGUUAUCUGAGAGCUGGUCUGUCUAAACUUUUCUUUGGUGGACAAUGAACGAAUGCAUAGAAGAUAAGAGGUGAAUCAAGGAAAAUUUUGAAUUUUGAAGUACUGUAGCCUAUAUGUGUAACAAAGUUAGGAUUUUAAUUGUGAAUUCUUCUGAAAUCAGCAGCAGUUGUUAAUUCCAUGUUGUAGCGUGGUUUGUGUGGGGACUGUAGAAAUGUUUAGUUAGAAGAAACACUGCAGUUGCAUUGUGUAGUCACACUGUGGCUGAGUUAUGCCUGCACUGUGAAACACAGCCACUAGGAGGACGUUUGUCAUAUAACAGUAAACAGAUUUACAUCAACCAGAA